Molecule: messenger RNA, 1736 nt
Organism: Abrus precatorius (Indian licorice)
Lineage: Eukaryota; Viridiplantae; Streptophyta; Magnoliopsida; Fabales; Fabaceae
Product: putative tRNA pseudouridine synthase
Exons: 7
Coding region: 16-1569 (517 amino acids)
Biological process (GO): tRNA pseudouridine synthesis; mRNA pseudouridine synthesis
Cellular component (GO): nucleus
Molecular function (GO): pseudouridine synthase activity; RNA binding
Source: RefSeq, a predicted model, not a curated record
UUGUAACAGUUGAAGAUGAUGAAUAGCUGCGUUUUUCCUUCACCUCACUUUCUUCCCAUUCCAACUGCUGUUAACGUAGCAAUGCUAUUCACUUAUUCUUCACUCCCAUUCCAACGUAACACACCGUUUCUGCUUCUGCCGCCAGCACUCUUCAGCUGCUUCUGUUCUUCCACUCACUCUCUUCCCACCGAUGCGCAUUCCACUUUUCUCUCUCUCCAAAAGUGGGAACCUUUCGUCAAAAAAAAAGUUGUAAUGAGAGUGGGAUACGUUGGAACCGAUUAUAGAGGUCUGCAAAUGCAACGAGAUGAACAUAGAUUUUCGACCAUUGAGAAAGAACUGGAAACUGCUAUCUUCAAGGCUGGUGGCAUGCGGGAUAGUAAUUUUGGGGACUUGAACAAAGUUAAAUGGGGCCGAAGUAGCAGAACUGAUAAAGGAGUCCAUUCUCUGGCAACAAUGAUAUCCUUUAAGAUGGAAAUUCCUGAGAAUGCAUGGAAAGGAGAUGAUUAUGGCAUCGCAUUUGCAAACCGCAUUAACUCUUAUCUUCCUGAUACUAUCAGAGUUUUUAGCAUAUUGCCUUCAACAAAGAGAUUUGAUCCUAGAAGGGAGUGCAAUCUGCGGAAAUAUUCUUAUCUCCUCCCUGCCAAUAUAAUAGGAAUCCUGAGUCAUUUUACUGAAGAUGAAAUUGAUUUUCAUAUUUCAGAGUUCAACAGCAUACUUAAUGUUUUUGAGGGGGAGCAUCCUUUCCAUAAUUAUACUGUUCGGUCUAAGUACAGGAAAAAAUACCGUGUAAAGCAAUCAUCUAGAAAUGGUGAUAUGUCAGACAGAACAGGAUCAUCUAGUUUGGUAUCAGCUUAUGAAUCAGAGAGUGAGGAAAGUGAUGUGGGUGAUUUUGUGAGUGGUAGACCAACUACUUUAAAUGAUAAGGAACAGAACCACAAGUCUUCAGAGAAUAUUGAAUCCAAUGGCUUGAGUGGUCAAAAUUCUAGUUUAGGUGUUCGUGCAAGAUGGUUAUAUGAACCAGAUGAGACAGAUAGAUUAAAUGCUUCCCAUUUCCGAAAGGUUUUUUGCUGUUCUUGUGGGAAGCUGGAAAGAUCUUUUGGGUAUGAGUACGUUGAGAUCAACAUAUGGGGGGACUCCUUCAUGUUGCAUCAGAUACGCAAAAUGGUUGGGACAGCUGUGGCUGUAAAGCGCGAGUUGAUCCCAAGAGACGCCAUUUUGUUGUCACUCACCAAGUUUUCAAGAAUUGUUCUCCCCCUCGCCCCGCCGGAAGUUCUGAUUUUGAGGGGAAAUGCUUUCAAAAUGAGAUCAAGAACUGGAAACUUUACAAGGCAAGAAAUGGUGUCUAUGGUUGAAUCAGAACCAAUUCUGAAAGCAGUUGAUGAGUUCUACACGUCUGUUAUGUUGCCUCAAGUGUCAAAGUUCCUAGACUCAGCAAAGUCUCCUUGGGUGCAAUGGGUGGAAAAUUUGGAUAAGUAUUCAAGCAUUCCUGAUUCUCAAUUGGAUGAAGUCAGAAAAGCUUGGAAGACAUGGAAGGAAAACUUCAGGUUAAACCCAACAUCAGAUGCAUAGUACAUGUGUAUUCAGUUAUGGCAUAAUAGUGUAAUGGGGUAUUUGUUAAUUAUUAUUAAAAAACAUUUCAUGGUAAAUUAAUUUUUACGUUUUUUUUCCCUAAAUUGAGAUUUUUACAUGUCUGACAUUUUUCUUAUAUUUUAUUAUUACCAAGGACAUGGUUUAUC